Molecule: messenger RNA, 1997 nt
Organism: Megalops cyprinoides (Indo-Pacific tarpon)
Lineage: Eukaryota; Metazoa; Chordata; Actinopteri; Elopiformes; Megalopidae
Gene: ankhb
Product: ANKH inorganic pyrophosphate transport regulator b
Exons: 12
Coding region: 460-1953 (497 amino acids)
Biological process (GO): phosphate ion transmembrane transport
Cellular component (GO): membrane
Molecular function (GO): phosphate transmembrane transporter activity
Source: RefSeq, a predicted model, not a curated record
GGUUUUAAUGUGCCGACCCCCACGUGUUGUUAAGAGAAGGAUGAUGAUUAAAGUAGAGCUGGCCAUGGAGCCGUUUACAACGGUAUAGCCAGGAGAACGGACCGAAACCGCAGCCCCAAAAAUAGCCUCUCGAGACUGCGAUGUAUUAUUUUAGAGAGGGACCUUGCCGCUAAAUCAUAGUGGUAUUGCCAGUGAGAUUUUAUGUAUUUAUGUUUCUCACCACUGAUGGAGGAACAAUGGAGAAGCUGUCAGCAGAAAAUUCUGGUGGCCCUCCUCUUUUUCCCUGCGGUAGAUCAUUGUUUUUGAUGCUGUUGUUGUGUAGGAGGGCAGGGACGGACCGGAUCUUUUUGGAUUUCUGCUAGAAAACACCGAGAACACCAGCGGUACUGUUAGUCGCUAUCUUUUACCUCCACUGUACCGCGCAGCAGAUGAACUCGGUGCUGUCAUCCCGGCGAUAUUAUGGUGAAAUUCCCGGCACUCACGCAUUACUGGCCGCUCAUCCGCUUUCUGGUUCCUCUGGCAAUCACCAAUAUAGCCAUCGAUCUCGGGGAACAGGCUCUGAACAGAGGAAUCGCAGCGGUUAAAGAAGAUGCGGUGGAGAUGCUGGCCAGCUACGGGCUGGCCUACUCCCUGAUGAAGUUCUUCACAGGGCCCAUGAGCGACUUCAAGAACGUGGGCCUGGUGUUCGUCAACAGCAAGCGGGACCGCACCAAGGCCGUUCUGUGCAUGGUCGCCGCCGGAACUGUGGCCAUCAUCUUCCACACUCUCAUCGCCUACACCGACCUGGGAUACUACAUCAUCAACAAGCUGCACCAUGUGGACGACUCGGUGGGAAACAAGACCAGGAAGGCGUUCCUCUACCUGGCGGUUUUCCCUCUGCUGGAUGCAAUGGCCUGGACACAUGCUGGUAUCCUGCUGAAACACAAGCACAGUUUCCUGGUGGGCUGUGCUUCCAUUUCUGACGUUAUUGCUCAGGUCGUGUUUGUGGCCAUCUUGCUCCACAGCCACCUGGAGUGUCUGGAGCCCCUGCUCAUCCCAAUCCUGUCGCUGUACAUGGGCGCCCUGGUGCGCUUCACCAUUGUUGGCCUGGGCUACUACCGCAACAUCCACGACAACAUCCCGGACUCCAGCGGGCCCGAAGUGGGGGGAGACGCCACCAUCAAGAAGAUGCUGAACUUCUGGUGGCCCCUGGCCCUCAUCCUGGCGACCCAGCGCAUCAGCAGGCCCAUCGUCAACCUCUUCGUCUCCCGGGACCUCAAGGGCAGCUCCGCUGCCACCGAGGCUGUAGCAGUACUGACGGCCACCUACCCCGUGGGUCACAUGCCCUACGGCUGGCUGACGGAGCUGCGUGCAGUCUACCCAGCCUUCGACAAGAACAACCCAAGUAACAAACUGGUGAACAGUGGCACCACGGUUACCAAGUCACACAUCAAGAGGUUCACUUUUGUCUGCUUGGCACUAUCAAUUACGCUGUGCUUCGUGGUGUUCUGGACCCCACACAUCUCGGAGAAGAUCCUGGUGGACGUGAUCGGGGUGGACCACGCCUUCGCCGAGCUCUGCGUCGCCCCACUGCGCAUCUUCUCCUUCUUCCCGUUGCCAGUGACUAUCCGGGCCCACCUGACAGGCUGGCUGAUGACCCUGAAGAAGACCUUCGUCCUGGCCCCCAGCUCCGUGCUGCGAAUCAUCGUGCUGAUCACCAGCCUCAUCGUGCUGCCUUACAUGGGGGUGCACGGCGCCACGCUGGGGGUGGGAUCUUUGCUGGCCGGCUUCCUGGGAGAGUCCACCAUGGUGGCGAUAGCCGCCUGCUACGUCUACCGAAAACAGAAGAAAAAGAAAGACACAGAUGGCGAGGCAACGGCAGAGGGCGAGGACUCCGCCCCCAUGAACGAAGUGAGGUCCGGGAACCAACUGGAGGACAUCGUGGAGCUGCGGGAAGAGGAGGAGGACGAAUGAAAGCGGGAUUCAGGAAGGGAGGGAGAGAGAGAUGGAGAGAGAGA